Molecule: messenger RNA, 3466 nt
Organism: Fundulus heteroclitus (mummichog)
Lineage: Eukaryota; Metazoa; Chordata; Actinopteri; Cyprinodontiformes; Fundulidae
Product: 5'-3' exonuclease PLD3-like
Exons: 12
Coding region: 273-2840 (855 amino acids)
Molecular function (GO): catalytic activity
Source: RefSeq, a predicted model, not a curated record
CACCGCCAACAGGAAAUGGCGGUUACUUCAAGUUGUUGUUUACGUCUCUCUGCGAGGAAGCAUUCAAACCCCACCUGGACACGCGUUUCCCGCGGACCACCGACGGCCGCGUCUCCAUCAGCUCGGCGGCAUUCUUAAACACCGUUUUAGCGCCGCAGACCACGGCGUCGCCAUUUAUUUGCCACGGUUGGCGCCCCGCUCUCACCCCUGGCUGCUCUUUAGUCUUCCCUUAACGUCUCGCUUCGCCAAGCUGCGGUUUUAAGCCCUCCGGGAUGCCGAUGGUGCUGCGGACUAGGCGAUCGCUUGUCCCCGAUGGGCCGAGCGCCGAGGUCGAGUUUCAGCCGACGCAGAGGAGGAGGAGGAGGUCGAACCGCCGGCAGCAGAGGCAGAAUUACGAGGAGGAGGCCGGGGAGACCGAGGAGUCCGUCCCGGAGGAGGUGAUGGAGAGAUACGAGGCCGAGCUGGAGGAGGAAGCUGCUGAGGAGGCAGAUCUAACGGAGCUGAAGGACUGCAGCGUUGUUCUGGACCGUCUCCACGUGGACGAAGGAGCCCCCAGGAAGGAGCUCGAGGAGAAGGAAGACAUGAACCGCAAAGGUGGGAAACCCGUCUCCCGAAUCCCCACUUUCCAGAAGCGCCCCGGCGGUCCGACUGUCGAGCUCCCUGCUCCCAGGAGAGAAGCUCAACCCUCUGAGAGAGGUGGCGGUGGAGGGGCAGAGGGAUUCAAGCCCAAACUCCCUGAUGCCAGAGAGGGGGCGCUGCCCCCGCCCUCGGUGCGGGUUCCCGCCGUGGGUUUCGUCACAGCCUCCGUCUCCGGCGGCGUGGAGCAAGCUGCCGCCGCUGCAGCAGGUCACACCUCAGAGGUCCCUGCUCCCAGGAGCAAGAGUCAGUCGGAGCCUGCUGAGGGUCUCCUCAUGGUGGCCAGCCCCAGACCUCCCCUCAGACCAGAGCAGGACCCGAGCAGAACCCCCAGAACCGAAGCGGGCAGCACCCCGGACGGCCCGCCCAGUUCCCUGCCACAGGAGAGCUCCCUCAGCCAGAAGGCGGGCGAAGAACGCGCGGAGAUCGUCCUCGACGCCAGCGGAGACGGCGAGAGGACCGAAGAGGCGGCGGACGCUGCCGAGGUCGGCCGGGUGGAGGCCAUCAUGGACGAGGAGCCGCCCUGGGAGACGGAGACGGUGGAGACGGCCGAGCUGAGGGCCAGCGCCUGUUCUUCAGACGCCGAGUGUGACGACGAUCUGGCGAGCGAAGCGUCUGAGGGCCACGAUUCACAGAGCGAUGGGGAAGAUGAGGAAUGGAUCCAACAGGAAACAGAGCUUCCAGAACCUGGAGAGAGCAAACCCGCGGUGGACGACUGCACCUCUUCUGUGGUGGAAGAAAAGUCAGCCAGAGAGAACCCCACCAAGGCCACUAAGAGGUCGACGUGCUCCGGCUCCUCUCUCCUCCUCCUCCUCCUCCCGCUGCUGCUGCUGCUGGGAGGGCUCGGUCUGCACGUGUGGCGCUACGGGCUGCCCACGUCUGCGGCUCAGCUCGCCGCCCAGCUGGAGCUGCAGCGGCUGGAGGGCCUCGCCUUCAUGCCAGAGCCCUGCGGCGGGGACUGCCGAGUGCAGCUGGUGGAGAGCGUCCCCGUGGGCCUGUACCCGUCCUCUCCGCCGUCCCGGCCCAGCGUCGCCGACGGCUGGCUGCGCCUGCUGGGCCGGGCCAACGCCUCCGUCCACAUCGCCGCUUUUUACUUCACGCUGCGGGACGGCGCGUCGUCCGACCCCCCGGACUCUCAGGGGAGAGAAGUCUUUGAGCAGCUGAAGCGACUGGAAGCCAAAGGCGUGAAGCUCCAGAUCGCUGUCAACGCCCCCCAGAGGUCGAGGCAGGACACGGCGGACCUGGCCGCCACAGGUGCGCAGGUCAGAGAGGUGGACCUGAACGCUGUGACCGGAGGCAUCGUUCACACCAAGCUGUGGGUGGUGGACCAGAAGCACUUCUACGUGGGCAGUGCCAACAUGGACUGGCGCUCCCUCAGCCAGGUGAAGGAAGUGGGUCUGACCGUGGAGGACUGCAGCUGCCUGGCCCAGGACGCCUUCCGGAUCUUUGGCGUGUACUGGACCGUAGGAGGAGCGGCGGGCGGCUCCCUGCCGCCGUUUUGGCCCGCCCGACUCUCCGCGCUGUCCAGCGCCGACAAACCUCUCCACCUGAAGUUUAAUGGGGUCCCGGCUCGGGUUUACCUGUCUAGCGCGCCGCCGCCCAUCUCAGCCCGCGGGCGCUCCGACGACCUGGCCACCAUCCUGUCCGUCAUCGACGACGCCCAGAGGUCCAUUCACAUCUCUGUCAUGGACUACCUCCCCAUGUCCCAGUAUACCAAGCCAGAACGGUUCUGGCCUGCCAUAGACUCCCGGCUGCGGGCCGCCGCCUGCACCAGAGGGGUGGAGGUGAGGCUGAUGGUGAGCUGCUGGGAGCACUCGCCGGCCUCCAUGUUCCCCUUCCUGCAGUCCCUGCUGGUGCUCCGCAGGCCUCCGCUCAAGUGCAACAUUGACGUGAAAGUCUUCACGGUGCCGUCCACGGCCGAGCAGCAGGAGAUCCCCUUCGCACGCGUCAACCACGCUAAAUACAUGGUGACGGACAGAGUGCUCUAUAUAGGGACAUCCAACUGGUCGGAGAACUACUUCACGCACACGGCCGGCGUGGGCUUGGUGGUGAACCAGACGGGCUCGGCGGUGGAGGAGGGCCAGCGGACCCUGCAGAGCCAAGCGGAGGAGCUCUUCCUCAGGGACUGGACCUCCGACUACGCCAGCGCGCUGCCGUUGGACGAGGAGGACGUGUGUCCUUCAGCGAAGCGUGAGCCGUUCUAGACGAGCGUCCUGCCUUCUCCUGCCACUUGAACUGUCCUCUGGAUACGCAGCUGUGGUCGCUAACGCUGCCUCUCCUUUUAUUGCCUCUUCUGUAUAUAUUUGCAUUUCCUCAUACUGUCUUAACUAGUUUAACUAGUCACGUUUGAUACUUGGUUCCUCUCUCGGGUCGAGGUGCUGCUUGCAGGGUUUUGCUGUAAAUGUUCCCCGUAGCCGGCGGUGCCAAGCUGAAACCAGCUCAUGCUGGAAGUCGCGUUUCCAAAGAGGUGCAUUCACCGAAGCAUUGUUUACACUGCAGCAGCUGUCAACUCUAAUGGAUGUAUUGCUCUUUUUUUUUAUAUAAAGAAAUGUGUUGUUUUUAUGUUUGAACCAAUGAUUGAGUCAAAGACAAGCCCAGACUGAAAGGUGCACUACUUGAAAACCAGAUGAGGUGUUGGCCUUGGAUGUCAGUCAGUCAGCGGCGCUUCAUUGUGUUGCUCAUCGCUGCGCCCGUUUCCCCCAUCAGCACGCUGGCAGGAGUCGACUGCAGGCCUGACAUCCUCUUCCUGUCAUCUGGCUGGAACAGCCGGUCGCUGGCCAACAGGCCGGUUGAAUGUUUCCAUGAAAAAUAAACUUCCCCAACAAAUAAA